This is a messenger RNA of Oppia nitens, 4704 nucleotides long. Its product is annotated as atrial natriuretic peptide receptor 2-like. NCBI's taxonomy places the organism in Eukaryota, Metazoa, Arthropoda, Arachnida, Sarcoptiformes, Oppiidae. Gene Ontology annotation, molecular function: peptide receptor activity; guanylate cyclase activity; RNA binding. The transcript is spliced from 26 exons. The record is from RefSeq and is a predicted model, not a curated record. Gene Ontology annotation, cellular component: membrane. Gene Ontology annotation, biological process: receptor guanylyl cyclase signaling pathway; protein phosphorylation; intracellular signal transduction. Bases 1 to 4704 code for a protein of 1567 amino acids.
AUGAUAGAGAAAAGCUCAAGUAUAAGAUUUGACCUAGUUCAUAUUGGACCUGCCAUUGACAUUGCCAUUCAAAAAUGUUUUGACGAUUAUAAUGUUAACCUCAAAGUACUCGAAGGAAUUUAUACAAAUAAAUGCAAUGAGACGGCAUCGUUGGGUAAAGCGGUUGAUUUAGUUCAUAACAACGACAUAAUAGCAUUUAUAGGACCAGCUUGUAGUGAUGAUCUGCAGGCGGUGGGACGGUUGGCUUCAUAUAAGGGCAUUCCAUUAUUGACUGGUUUAGGAGAUGUCAUAAGUGGCAAACGAUCUACAUAUAGCACUUUAAUUAGGGCUUCAUAUGAUCUCUGGGAUGAGGCCCGGGCUAUAUUGGCAUUCCUUCAUCAACUGGAUUGGCAUCAGUUUGGACUUAUCUAUCGUUACGGUGAUGUUUAUUACUCAACACUAGCCGAUGAACUGUUGAAUCUAUUGGAUAGACCAGAAUAUAGUAGUUUUUUGUGUACCUGUAAGGAGUCAUAUAUACGAGACAUGAAUAAAACAAUUUUGACUGAUUUGGAGAAAGUCAUCGAUUAUAUGACUUAUUGUGCCAGAAUUAUAGUUAUUAUUGGGGGUGAGUUAGAGGUACGGGCAAUGAUGACUAUCGCUCACCGCAAGAAGAUUACUCUAUCGGGAAAAUAUGCUUUCAUUUACACUGAACUUAUUGAAGGAGAAGCCGUUGGAAAUACUUCAUGGGCUGGAGGUUCAGAAAGUGAUGAGACAAAGGAGACACUGAAAGAGGCUUAUCAGUCAUUACUGAUUGUAAGUCUGAAUCAACCUCUUGGAGACUUCUAUAAGAACUUCUCAGAUCAAGUCAAACAAACAGCUCUCACCAAAUAUAACUACAUUUACAACGAAGAGAUGGUUAACUACUUUACGGCAUCUUUUCACGACUCGGUUUUGCUUUUAUGUAAAGCCAUUCAAGAAUAUCAUAACAUAACCGAUGGCCAGAAACCCAUUGAUGGUCGACAACUGGUAGAGCUAAUGAAAAAUGUUUCGUUUAAUGGGAUCUCUGGAAACGUCACUAUUGAUAGUGAGGGCGAUCGCAUUGCCGACUAUGCACUACUCGAUCAAACAGAUACAGAAUCGGGUCAUUUCAAAGUUGUAAUGCGAUAUUAUGGCGCUACGAAAAAAUAUGUUUCCAUUGCAUCUAUUAAUUGGCCAAACGGUCAAAAGCCUGUGGAUAUACCUGAAUGUGGUUUUGAUGGCUCUAAGUGUCCACAGUUACCUUUUUGGGAUAUAUUGACGGCUACAUUGCUGACUGUUAUAGUAUUUUUAUUAGUAGUUGCAAUACUUAUAUAUAGAAAAGUUAAAUUAGAGUCAGCCCUAACCAACAUGUCAUGGCGUGUCCGCUGGGAAGACAUCACUUUCCCCGAUAACAUAGGAAUUAGUGCAUUGAGUCGAUUAAGUAUUUCAAGUCAAAUGUCAAAUAAGAUGGAACAGGAAUUGGUUUGUUGGGCACCUAAUGAGCACAGACAGUCUUUAAGUAUCGAUUGGUCGCCAAAAAACAGUACACAAAUUCUCACCGGUUUUUAUAAAGGAAAUUUGGUGGCAAUUAAAAGAUUACUUCAAAAGCGUAUAGAAUUGAGUCGAGAAAUCCUUUUAGAGCUUAAAGUGAUGCGCGAAACAUCACACGAAAAUUUGGUACGUUUUAAUGGUUGUUGUAUUGAUGGCACAGUUGCUAUAUUGACAGAGUAUUGUUCAAAAGGGUCACUCAAAGAUUUGUUAGCAAAUACUAACCUUAACCUGGACUGGCUUUUUAGAUAUUCACUCAUUAAUGAUAUUAUAUCGGGAAUGUGUUAUUUGCAUAAUUCAGAGCAUAUAUAUCACGGAAGACUGAAAUCAAGCAAUUGUUUGGUUGACUCUCGAUUUUGUGUAAAACUAACCGACUUUGGUCUCCGAAAAUUUAAAGCUUUAGCCGGUUAUCAAACAACAGGAGAGUCGGAGCUUAUAAUACCACAGAAUUCAUCAAUAAUUAGUUUGAAUGAAAGAUUGAAAAAUAAAUGUCGAAUCGAUUCGUUAUGUGAGUUCAAUACAGGAUUAUUAUAUUUAGCACCAGAAUUGUUGUGUCAAAAUAAUCAAUGUAUGGGUCAUACUAUGGGAUCAAAAAAGUGUAAAUUUUAUGAUUAUAUUAAUGGAUAUAUUGGUACUCAAAAAGCAGAUAUUUACAGCUUUGGAAUUAUUCUGCAAGAAAUCAUAUUAAGAGAACAACCAUUUUUUCCUCAUUAUAUUAAUCUGGAAAUUAAAGAUAUAUUAAAAGAAGUUCAGACAUCAAAUAUGAGACCAUUAGUGCCAUCGGAUUCAUGCGAUGAGAGAUUGCAUUCUCUUAUGAAGAAUUGUUGGUCUUCUGACAUUGAUUUGAGGCCAGAGUUUAAUUCAAUGAAACAUGAAAUCCGUGCUAUUAUGAAGUCUAUGGGUGUGGGAGGCAUAUCAGCGGCUCAGUCGACUCUUACAGAAAAUCUAUUGGUGCGAAUGGAACAGUACGCCAAUGAAUUAGAGUCUAUAGUCGAGUGUCGGACCGCAGAGUUAGCCGAAGAAAAGAAAAAGACUGAAGAAUUGCUUUACCAGAUAUUACCAAAACCAGUUGCAGAUCAACUCAAAAGUGGGAAAAUGUUUGAACCCAACUUUUAUGAUACCGUUACCAUAUAUUUUAGUGAUAUCGUUGGAUUCACAUCCAUGAGCUCUCAAAGCACACCAAUGCAAGUGGUCGAUCUCUUAAAUGAUUUAUACACCUUAUUUGACUCAAUUAUUUGCAAUUAUGAUGUCUAUAAGGUAGAGACAAUAGGUGAUGCAUAUAUGGUAGUGUCGGGACUACCGGAGCGCAAUGGUGUGGAACAUUCGCGACAAAUUGCAAGAAUGUCACUUAAAAUUAGAGAUAAUGUCCAAAGUUUUGUAAUUAGACACAAACCUAAUGAGAAACUACAACUAAGGAUUGGCAUUCACACCGGACCCAUAUGUGCUGGUGUUGUCGGUAAUAUUAGGCCUCGAUUUUGCCUUUUUGGUGAUGCGGUAAACACUGCUUCUCGUAUGGAAAGCAAUGGCGAGCCCCUCAAGAUUCACAUAAGUCCCUCAACAAAGUCUGUAUUAGACUUAUUUGGGACAUUUGUUUUGGAACCGCGAGGGGAUAUACCUAUUAAAGGAAAGGGUACUAUGAAAACAUAUUGGCUUAUUGAAGAAAAGACAUCAUUUGAUAAUACGAACGAUACAAAUAAAGAAGUUAUUAAUUUCAAGAAUUGUAGUCUUUAUCCGCCAAAAACAAAUCCAAAAAUCACGACAAGAGAGCGACCUCUCGGCUGUCGGACUGUAUUUGUCGGUGGAUUACCAGAAAAUAUUACUGAAGAUAUUAUUAAAGAAAUAUUUAAUCAAAAUUGUGGUGAAAUUUGUGCCAUAAGAAUAAGUAAGAAAAACUUUUGUCACAUUAGGUUUGAAAGCGAAAAUUCAGUUGAUUUGGCCAUUGGUUUAUCGGGAUAUAGACUAAAAAUUAAGGAUUUGGAUGAUGUGGCCAACACUGGAAGACUGCACGUGGACUUCGCUCAGGCCAGGGAUGAUCUGUACGAAUGGGAAUGCAAACAGAGAUCUCUUCAACGAGAAAUGAGACACAGAGAACAACUGGAAUAUAACCGGUUCUGUCCUCCCAGUCCUCCAAGUGUUGACCACUAUAGCGAUCACGAAGCCAUUGAACUAAUUGAUAAAUUAAAAAACGAUCAAAGCUUUACUCAAGCGGUUCACGUACUGAUCAAUUGGUUAGAGAGAGGAGAGUGUCAGAAACGAAAUUGUAGUCAAUUUUAUACAAUGAUUCAAACAACUAAUAAUCACAUCAAAAGACUUCAAAAUGAAAGAAAUGUCGCUGAAAAUGAUUGGUUAACCGCUCGACAGUCAUAUCACUCAACAAAUCAAUCAAUUUUAUUGCAAUUUAAUCAAAUCGAGAAAAUAUUUGAAGCAGCGAUGAGACAGAAAGCGUGGGAUCACUUCACGAAAGCCCAACGCAAACAUAUCGACGCCUGGUUUAGACAAACUAAGGAAAUGAAGAAUCAACAAAUUGAAGACGUAGUCAAUAAACGAGAAGAAGACGAAAUGGAUUUAAGUGAUGGAGACGAUGAUGCAAAUGAAAUAAAUAAAGUUAUUACUCAAACAAAUGUUGUCCGCAAUACAAGCACUUCUACAUCUGAAAUGAAUCUUAGAGACGAAAACGAUGUACUUCUUUGUCAGAUCGAGUCAUUCAGAAAUGAGGCCGUCUUUGUCCGCGAGGAAAGUCGUCAAGAAAAAGAGUAUUUGGAGAAACAGUUGAUUGUCUUAAAACAAACACUUCAAGGAAUGCAACACCAGUUGAUUGCACUGACAAAACAAAAAUCAGGACAACAAUCACUAUUACAAGAGACACAUAAAAAUACAAAUGAUUAUAACAAUAAAGAUAACAUUCAUAAUAGUGAUAACAGAGCUCUUUUAAUAAGUUUAAUAUCAAUAUACUUGAAUAUUCAUCCAUUUGGUACUAACAGUGAAGACAUCACUACAUAUCUGUCACAACAAAGUUAUAUUCGGGACUCGACUCUCCUGUCGACCACUUUUAUCGACUCAUUUCUUUUACAAUAUCCUCAACUUUUUACUCAAUUAGAGUCCGAUUCUAAUGGCAAAAAACUUUGGAGGUUUUGUGCUUUUCAGACACAAUUGUUUUAG